Messenger RNA from Schizosaccharomyces osmophilus, 2283 nucleotides. It is a transcript of the gene sey1, whose product is annotated as ER fusion GTPase, atlastin Sey1. Gene Ontology annotation, molecular function: GTP binding; GTPase activity. The transcript is spliced from 4 exons. Lineage: Eukaryota; Fungi; Ascomycota; Schizosaccharomycetes; Schizosaccharomycetales; Schizosaccharomycetaceae. Gene Ontology annotation, cellular component: endoplasmic reticulum. The coding region runs from base 1 to 2283 and encodes 760 amino acids. Gene Ontology annotation, biological process: endoplasmic reticulum membrane fusion. The record is from RefSeq and is a predicted model, not a curated record.
AUGGUCCCUCAGAGGAUCUGUACGCAGAUUGUCGAUGAGCAUAAAUCGUUCAAUAAAGACAUACCUCAAUUUAUGCAAGAAGUAAACUUGGCAGAUGCCGGAUUUAGUUAUCAUGUAGUCGCAGUCUUGGGUUCUCAAUCUACAGGCAAAAGUACCCUUUUAAAUCAGUUGUUUGGUACAAGAUUCGAUGUUAUGGAUGCUGGUAAAAGACAGCAAACAACAAAAGGUAUUUGGUUAUCAAAGGCCCAAGAAGCUCCCAUCCUUGUAAUGGAUGUAGAGGGAACUGAUGGCCGUGAAAGAGGUGAUGAUCAGGACUUUGAACGAAAAUCGGCACUAUUUUCAAUAGCUACUAGUGAAGUGAUUAUCGUGAAUAUGUGGGAGCAUCAAAUAGGACUUUAUCAAGGCUCUAAUAUGGUUUUGUUAAAAACUGUGUUAGAGGUCCAUCUCCAGUUGUUUCAUUCAAAGAAAGAGAGAAGUUUACUUCAAUUCGUGAUUCGAGACUACAUAGGAACUACAUCUAUGGUAAACUUGUCUGAAACUAUAAAGACGGAUUUGAUGAAUGUCUGGUCUUCUCUAUCAAAACCUCCAGGAUUAGAAGAUUCUAAGAUUACCGACUUUUUUGACCUUGGAUUCACGGGACUUCCCCAUAAAAUACUUUGUUCAGAAGCAUUUGAUACGGCGGUUGAUUCGCUUCGGACAAGAUUUUCAAACAGUGAUGCUCCUGAUUAUGUUUUUGAUCCCAGCUAUCACAAGCGUAUUCCUGCCGAUGGAUUUUCUUUGUAUACCCGAGAAAUAUGGGAUACGAUUGAAAACAACAAAGAUCUUGAUUUGCCUACACAACAGCAACUGCUUGCACAGUAUCGAUGUGAUGAGAUCAUAGCCGAAGCUAUGGAGCCUUUUACGAAAGCCUGCAGCGUUUUGAAAAGUGAGUUUUUGCCAGGAAACAUUUGCGAAAAUCUGGCAAGUCGUAUGCGGGAAUUAUUCGAACAAGUUGUGAAAGAUUACGAUAGACAAGCCAAAAGGUAUAAUUCUGCCAUUUAUGAAAAAAAGAAACAGGAAUUACUGCGCAGUGUUGAUACAUCAUUGUAUGUGUUUUUCCAGGCUCAGUUGAAUGCCUUGCAAAAACAGCUGGUUGCUUCAUUUGUUAAAACGGCCGAAAGUUUCCCCUCUGAUAAGCCAUUUAAGGAAUUGUCUUCUCGGGAAAUCGAAAAAUCUAAAUGCCGUAUGCAAGAAGAGGCACAAUCUUUGAUGAUUGCUGGUAUCGAUUGGGAUUCGGCUCAAUUUUUGCUUAAAUUAUCAGAAGAGCUAGAAAGCUCUUGUGACUCUGUUUGUAAGCAAAAACUAUUGUCCAAAAUAGCGGAGAUGCGUACCAGCCUGCAAACCCAGGUUGCAGAAUCUCUUGAAAUUGCUCUUCAAAAACCCAAUCUUAAAGUAUGGGACGGGUUGCUCGAUGAGCUUUCGACACAUCAGAAGCAGGCAGCAGAUGAAUUGGUCCGUGUGUUUCCUCUCUUUAUGGAUUCAGCAGAACCGGAAGUAGCUCAAGACUACAUUCACGACUUUCAUAAAGACGUCUGGAUGGCGUUUCGGAAGAAGGUCGUACUUGAGAUGUCUGAUCUUCUCCUUCAGCAGCGAUUGCGUGUAUAUUUUGAAGAAACUUUUCGCUAUGAUGCCGAUGGUAUGCCUAAACUCUUUAAAAAGUCUGAUACGCUCGAUCUUGAUUACAGAGAAAGUGUUUCCAAGUCUCUUGAGUUGAUAAAGGUUCUUUCGUGUAUGAAGUACUCUGAUGGAAGAACUCCUGAGCUUGGAUUCGACGUGAAGGAGAUUGAUUCCUCGUUUUCUAGUCCUAACGAUUUUUUGACAAUUUUGAACCGAAAGCGAAUCUCAGACACUUCUGUAAACCUGAAGAGAACAGCUGAUUUGAUAUAUUUGGAUUCUAAACGAUCUGUCGUAAGUACACAAACAAGGAUUCCCCCAUAUUUUUGGGCAUUGCUCUUGGUACUUGGAUGGAAUGAAUUUAUGGCCGUUAUAAGAAAUCCUUUCUUUUUUAUGUUAUUACUUAUUGGAGGGUCCUUAUUAUAUAUUCUUUAUGCAACAGGAAUGAUAAGGCCAGCCAAAGUUUUUGCGAACCGAGCAGCUGGUGGACUGGUGGAUUUUGUCACUGAAAGAGUUGCAGAGUCUUAUCAAGGUGGUGGUAGCAUGCAACAAGAAAAAAGCUUUUCAAGAGAAAAUUCUUCGGAAAAAGCGAGCAUAGACGGUGAUUUAGAGAAAGCUGCUCUUUCUUGA